GCCAUAUGAUAUUACUAAAAUGUUUUGUUUUUGGUUGAACAUUAUUAUUGUAUUUUAAACGCAAUUUUCUUCGCGUCAUUUAUAAACGACGAUGUCCCAUAGUUAAGGAAGCGUCGCGUUAUUUAAAGGGGACGUUCACGCGUCAUUAAGUAACAAAAAAAUGGGUGUGUGUACAGGAUGCUGCUGAUAACCUUCUGCUGAAGGCUUAACUUGUUAAUAUUUAUUAUGUGAUGGUGAAGCAGAUCUGUAAAACCUCCAAUGGUACAGCUCUGACUCAUGAAUAUUGAAAAGCAAGCCUUCAACAUAGUAGAAUUGGAGGAUUUAAGCGCUUGCGUGUACACUUCUUGAACGCACGUACGGACGGACACAAUGGCGGGAAUGAAGCUCAAGUUUAAUGAUUAAUGUUAACGAUUAUAUAUGACGGCUCUUUAAGAAAUAGCCGUGAAUUGAAGUUCACACCGAAGCUUCACAAAGAGCUUGAAGUGCCGGAUCCAUCUCGCAUGCCACCAUGCCCUUAAUGCGAAUGUUGAACAGACUGAGUGGAUAUGUUCACUGGAAACAAGGUUUGGAGUGUUUGGGAGCCAGAUUACAGCACACUGCUGCCCAUUCAUCUGCAUGCAACUAUCAGCUGCUGCCUGACUGCUUAGAGCUCAAGUAUGGUGGUCUCGUAAUGCACUUUGACUAUGUUUGGCUGAGAGACCACUGCCGCUCAGCUUCAUGCUACAACUCAAAAACCAACCAGCGAAACCUGGACACUGCCAGCAUCGAUCUGAACAUCAGGCCUUCAAAGAGCAGAGUGGACGAACACAACCUCUUCUUGACAUGGCCAGAUGGUCAUGUCACACGGUACAACCUAGCAUGGCUGGCCCAGAACAGCUAUGAGGGCCAGAAGAAAAGUGCCAUGCAACCUCGUAUCCUGUGGAACGCAGAUAUCUACUCCAGUGCUAAGGUGCCCGCUGCCAGUUGGGACAAGUUCAUGAGCUGCGACGAGGAGCUGAAGAACUUCCUCAACAACUUCCUGCUUUAUGGAAUUGCCUUUGUCGAAGGCGUCCCACCAACCCUAGAAGCUACAGAAACAGCGACUCAAAGAGUGAGCCUCAUCAGAGAGACCAUGUAUGGGCGGAUGUGGAACUUCACUUCAGAUUUCUCGCGUGGAGAUACAGCCUACACAAAGCUGGCUCUGGACCGCCACACCGACACGUCAUACUUUCAAGAACCCUGCGGCAUCCAGGUGUUUCACUGUCUGAGACAUGAAGGUACGGGUGGCAGAACUCUGCUGGUGGACGGCUUCCACGCCGCUGACGCAGUCCUCCAGCGAACGCCCGAGAACUUCGAGCUGCUUUCCCAUGUGCCAAUCAAGCAUGAGUACGUCGAGAACCUGAGUGAGCAUCGCAACCACAUGAUCGGCAUCGGCCCCGUGCUCAAUGUUUAUCCGUGGAACAACGAGGUUUACAUGAUUCGGUAUAAUAACUAUGACCGUUCUGUUAUUAACACAGUCCCUCAUGAUGUGGUGCGGCGCUGGUACUCGGCUCACAGGCAGCUGAGCACAGAACUGAGGAGACCAGAGAAUGAGCUGUGGGUCAAACUCAAACCAGGCAAGGUCCUGUUCAUUGAUAACUGGCGCGUUCUACAUGGCAGAGAGUCGUUCACCGGCCUGAGGCAGCUGUGCGGCUGUUAUCUGACGCGUGAUGAUGUGCUGAACACCGCUCGCUCUCUGGGGCUCCGCGCCUGAGGACAGCGCUACACCGUCAUUCUGCAAAAACGAGUUUAUAACUCAAGCGUUAGGAUGGGAGAGGACACCUGAUUUACAGCAUACAUCAGGAUCACAACAGUGUUGCUCUUUGAAAUUAUUCACAUAGCUCAAAAUUUACUAUUUUUUUUUUUUUGUAGUGGAUGAAAAUCCAAAAUGCUUUCUUUCCACAGAAAACCAAAUAGUAGUAAUCAAAGGAGCUGUAUGUAGCCUAAUUAUUUUGACUGAACAGCAUAAAAAUAUGUUUGUAGAGAUUUAGGAACUUCUCAGAAAAACAAUGCUACAGCCAGUUAUUCCACUUUUGAAAUGUGAUGUGCGUUCCAUGUGGGAAUGUCUGUUUUUGUUUUGGUCUGUGUGGUCCCGCCCACUGCCAAUUUACCCAAUAGUGUUUCAACACCCCGGGUUGCCAGUCGGCGGAAAACGCAGCGUAUUGCAGCUAUGGAAGCCAGUGGAAGAACUGGGUCAGAGAUUGCAGAUUCUACAAGACCUAAAAAUCCUCUGAAUCCAUCUACAAAGUCUGUGACCAAAGACAUUUUAAAACACAGAUAUGUUAGCUUGUCGCUUUUCAUUGUCAAUUGCUCUCGUUCCUGUUGCGUGUCCUUAAUCUGGCAACCCGCGUGAGCGUCGAGUCUGAGGAGGAGCGGGCGAGAAAAACAACUCUGCAAUAUUUUGAAGUUGGACUGCAGUACCCAUUUCAACCACUAGUUGUCAAUAUUUAAUACUGCACAGAAGAUCCUUAGUUUCACAAAAACGUCUGAAUCAUAGAAAUGUCUUAAAAUGUUUGUAAAUACAGGGUAUUCCUAUGGGUUUGUGCCUUAACAGUGAUAUGAGAAUGCAUGUUUGAGAUAAUGGCAAAGAUCUCACAAAGUUUAAAUAUAUUCUGCAAUAAUCUAAUUCAUGUUAUAUGUAUCUUUUAAUUUGUAGCAUUUUAACAUCCUGUAGCCUAUAUAAAGUGAUCUCAAAUGAAUGUACGCACAAAAAUACCAAUGUUACCUCUAGAAAAUAAAUUGAAUUCCUUGCA
Messenger RNA from Ctenopharyngodon idella (grass carp), 2771 nucleotides. RefSeq names its product trimethyllysine hydroxylase, epsilon (gene tmlhe). NCBI's taxonomy places the organism in Eukaryota, Metazoa, Chordata, Actinopteri, Cypriniformes, Xenocyprididae. Gene Ontology annotation, cellular component: mitochondrion. Bases 509 to 1732 code for a protein of 407 amino acids. The record is from RefSeq and is a predicted model, not a curated record. The transcript has 8 exons. Gene Ontology annotation, biological process: carnitine biosynthetic process. Gene Ontology annotation, molecular function: trimethyllysine dioxygenase activity; iron ion binding.